CCUUAAUUCAAGGUUUUUAUUGCUUUCAAAUUCUACCAUCUGCUGUGGCGGGAUUUGAACCAGAGACUGUUCCUCAUUCAGGGACUAGAUCCCUUAUAGAUGUUUCUUCCCCAGAAAUAUGCUUAAUUCAGAAGACUUGUAAACAGAAACUUUUUGACUUGUACGUUACAGGAUUUGCAAGAAAAUUCAAGAUGUCCCAACACAGCAUGUUCUGUUCGAUACGAGUAUAAGAGUUUUACUGUUUACAAUAUGACAUUCCAUGUCAGGGUUGCAAUGCAUUCUCAGGACAGUGGCUAAAAAGGCCUGAAUAUUAUCCAAGCUCAUCUGCAGGUGCAGGAUGUGACCCAACAAAACUAACCUUUUUAACGUGACUUAUUACCCAGGUACCAGACAAAACAAGGUCUGAUCUCUAGCUCCCAGUUGGUGUAGUACCAUAGAAACCUAUUUAAUUAAGGGUGGACGUUUUGUGGCAAAAUUGAUGGUGAGUCGCAGGAUCUGAUUAAAGUCUGUGAGAGGCCAUGACGCAAGUGUUUUUUUCUUAAACUUCCUGUUCAGUCCGGGCUGCUCGGACGAUUCAAAACAGAUUGUUCUACGGAUAACAAGAGACUGCAACGUCUUGCUUUCAUGCUAUGUGUUCUACAAAGCGAAGUGCCCACUUAAAUACACUGAGGAGUGCAGCACUCCGCACAAUGUGUGUGCCUUUGUGCAUGCGGCUUAUUGAAGUAGGGGGAGGCUGCUUUUAAGCUAGCUGUGCCAUUCAUAUCCUCACUCCAUUUGCUUGUUGUGGUUCAGUCACCACUCCGAUACCCCUCCUCUACCAAAAAUCUAUCAUUCCCAGUUUGAACUGGCUCUCCUUCCCCAGACUCACCAGUUUUGGGAGGAGAGCCAAUUCCUCCAUGUUUCCAUGACCCUAUAAUUCCUUACAACCCUCCUGAACAAUUUUUAGUUUUAAUGUUGAUUUUUCUCUAUCUUUUCUACCCUCCUUCGCUCCAAUUGAGCAUCUCCGUUAAAUCACUCCUUAACCAUACUGCAGGGAAUACAAGCUUAGUCUGUGCAAUUUGCCCUGUUUUUCAUUGAUGGGAUAUCUUUCUCUUGUUGGCUGAGUUCCCGCUGGGAGUCCCUUCAGUAUGGUGCCUGUGCAGUUCGUAAGGUGAUGGUGUACUAUCUCCGCUGUGGUGGAAUGUGGCUGGUUAAAGACGACUACAGAAUCAUAGUGUUCCAGCACCAAAGGAAGCCAUUCAGCCCCUCAAGCCUGCACCAACUCGUUGAAUGACCAUCCUUACUCAGUGCCAAUCUCCUGCUUUUACCCCGAACCCUUUCACACUAUAUUCAUCUGUAUUAACCAUCUGGUGCCCUCGGUUGAUCCUGCCUCCACCACGUUUCCAGGCAGUGCAUUACUCCUCGCUGAGUGGAAAAAUGUUCUCCUCACCUCACUCUCUUGUUUCAUUUGCAGAUCACUUUAAAUCAGCGGCCCCUCGUUCUUGCUCCGUUUAUGAAAGCAGGAGCAGUUUCUCCCUAUUUGCAGCACUGCCGUACGUUCUAGAUGGACUUGAUGACUUUGUUUGAGCCUCAUUUGGUGCGAUUUCUUUUCCUCCACCUCACUGCUGUAGAGACGGGCAGCCAUCUUGGAUCUCGCUCAGCGGAGUGAAGCUGCGCUGUUCAAACCAAGGUGCUCUCUUUGGAAUAGUUUCCUUGAGUUGGCAGCCACGCGCCAACCAAGAGUCUCGAGACAGCGAUCAGGAACAGGCUCGAACCUGGUUUCCGUUGACCCAGUGGGCGUUGAAAUCUGUCGUUGCGAGUCGACGUUGGACAACACAGCGCCGGUCACUGAAGUUGGGGGGGCGGGGGUUGCGGAGGGAGUCUUCACAAAUAGCGAACCAGUAAGACCCGAGUCGGAAUCUUUCCUGGAAACCAGUUUGUACGGUUUUCAGGUGGGAUUGGAUUGAUGUAACCAGUAAUUGGUGCAAGGACUGACUUAAACAGACUCUCCACUCUCCCGGGCUGAGUGAGGUGCCCGGGGUUGAUGUGGCUUUGGCGGUUAAGUUAUACAGCCUGACUACCAGUAGUGAAAUAGUGAAGAAAUUCUGAGAAAGCCAGCAGUUGGAAUGUUGUGGUCACAGCUGGCUGUGCUGAUUAGGAUGCCUGCUGUUUUUCUUUGUGGCGGAGGAGCUGAAACUCCCUUUGGGGGUUUCGAUUCAAUAGUGUGGAAGGGAUUAACCGAGAACCAGCGAAGAUUAGCUGUUGGACAGCGAAUUCUCAGGCCAGUUCUGCUCGUAGUUGGAUGGGAGGCAAACGAGAGUGCGAAAGCACCUCAUCAACGGAGAGAAGACCCGUUCCACGAUGCCUGGGUCACCAGUGGACGUGAAGGUUCAAUCCCGAGCCACCCCACCGACCAUGCCACCACCACCUCCGUCUGGGAACCAAGGGGGCACUCGGCCGACCUCCUUCACCCCGACAUCACUGCCGAAUGGUGUUGACCACUCCCCGCCUGCCCUCAAUGGUGUGCCAUCGCCACCUCAACGGUUCAACAAUGGUCCAUCGUCCUCCCUUGCCAGCCAGCAGCUCCCUGCUACCUGUGGUGCCCGUCAGCUCAGCAAACUGAAGCGCUUCCUCACCACCCUGCAGCAGUUCGGCAAUGACAUCUCGCCGGAGAUCGGGGAACGCGUCCGCAGCCUUGUCCUGGCGCUGGUGAACUCAACCGUGACCAUUGAAGAGUUUCAUUCCAAGCUGCAAGAGGCAACAAACUUCCCACUGCGCCCCUUUGUAAUUCCAUUCUUAAAGGCCAACCUGCCACUGCUGCAGCGGGAACUACUGCACUGUGCCCGCUCCGCCAAACAAACGCCAGCUCAGUACCUGGCUCAGCAUGAGCACUUGGUGCUGAAUGCCAACGCCACAUCCCCUGUCAACUCAACGGACCUUCUGGAGGUCAACGAGAACGGCAAGAGGAGCAGCCCAGAAAGGAAUAAAGAGAACGGCUUUGACCGAGACCCUCCAGCGAAGCGGGUGUGCACAAUCAGCCCUGCCCAGCGGCACAGCCCAAACAUUGGCAUACCUCACCCCCCCAACGGGCAACUGCACCCAACCCCUCCCCCACUCCAGCACUACAGCCUGGACGAUGUGGCCAUUAACCACCUGUACAGAGACCCACAGAGACUUCCGGAAUACAGAGAGCGACAUAGGCAUCACGGAGGAUCCCGUGCAGUGUAUCAGGAAGAGAUGAUUGAUCACCGACUGACUGACCGUGAGUGGGCUGAGGAAUGGAAACAUUUGGAUCAUCUCCUGAAUUGCAUCAUGGACAUGGUGGAGAAGACUCGUCGCUCAUUGGCUGUUCUUUGCCGUUGCCAAGAAGCUGACCGGGAGGAGCUGAACUACUGGAUGAGGCGUUACAACGACACGGAGGAGGUGCGGAAGGGUGGCAGUGCUCACCUCCGACAGCUCAGCCCUGGGAACACGGACCCCAUUCAAACUGAGCUUCACCGAGAGAUCAGUCACAGACCAUCAGCGGGUUACGUGCCAGAUGAGAUCUGGAAAAAGGCGGACAGUUGUAAUGGAGGAAACAUGAUGAACAAUUUGAGCACAUUGUCCUGUGAAGUACCCUGGGACGGCUGCACGACCUUAAAGGCUCCAGGCAAAUGCAAGUUUUUGUUGGCAGAAUGCCGAGCUGGUGGGGCUCUAUGUCAAGGGGAGAAGUUUGACCAGCACCGAGACGCGAAAGUCGUCCAGAGCAGAAAGGACUACACCUCUGGUCCUCUGUACAACCCAACCCCGAAUCAACAGCGCAAAAGCAAGGGGCUCUCGAAAUGGGUUCAAACUACAUUGGAGAUGAGUAGACGAGGAGAAAGUCCACCAGUCUCGGUUAUCAGCAUUUUGAAUGUUACGCUUGAAAAGCUGGUGGAAGACGAUGCUAUAAAUAGUGCUCUGUGGGAGUUGGACGGUGCUGAGGAUGUGGAACGUCAGGAUUAUGGAUGGAAAGUGCAGAUGUGGGACUAA
This is a messenger RNA of Rhincodon typus (whale shark), 3990 nucleotides long. Its product is annotated as protein CBFA2T1-like. Gene Ontology annotation, molecular function: transcription corepressor activity. The coding region runs from base 2341 to 3990 and encodes 549 amino acids. Gene Ontology annotation, biological process: DNA-templated transcription; negative regulation of DNA-templated transcription. Gene Ontology annotation, cellular component: nucleus. NCBI's taxonomy places the organism in Eukaryota, Metazoa, Chordata, Chondrichthyes, Orectolobiformes, Rhincodontidae. The record is from RefSeq and is a predicted model, not a curated record. The transcript has 12 exons.